Mitosporidium daphniae is the source of this 3162-nucleotide messenger RNA. RefSeq names its product actin-like ATPase domain-containing protein. Gene Ontology annotation, molecular function: ATP binding; RNA binding; ATP-dependent protein folding chaperone. Bases 1 to 3162 code for a protein of 1053 amino acids. Gene Ontology annotation, cellular component: endoplasmic reticulum chaperone complex. Gene Ontology annotation, biological process: endoplasmic reticulum unfolded protein response; mRNA splicing, via spliceosome; negative regulation of hypoxia-induced intrinsic apoptotic signaling pathway. Lineage: Eukaryota; Fungi; Microsporidia. The record is from RefSeq and is a predicted model, not a curated record. The transcript has 5 exons.
AUGGGCACUAGUAAUUCCCUCCGCCAAAAUAAUACACAGACCCUUUCAACAGAGCCCCAGGGCCCGCAAAACACGGUCUUGGGGUUCAAUAGUGGCGAGGAAGUCGGCUUACAAAUAAAGGGCGACGACGAAGCAGAGUCAAUGCUUCUGAAAGCGCGCAGAAAAAGGAAAAAAAAACAACCCCAGCGAAAGAUUACCUCUGUGUAUAUCACAGGUCUUCCGCAAGACGUAACGCUUGAUGAAUUAAACGAGCAUUUCAAGCCUUGCGGAAUAAUAUUACCUGAUUUGGAGACAAACCUGCCGAAGAUCAAAAUUUACGAAGGCCUUGAUGGCCGGCCAAAGGGAGAUGCUCUUGUUAUAUAUUUGAAGGAGGAGUCUGUUCACCUUGCAGAAACGUUAUUAGAUGAAUCUAUGCUUAGACCUGGGGUGAAGAUCAGAGUGCAAAAGGCGACAUUUGCAGGGAAAGAAACUCCCGAAGACUCUGGGACCAAUACAGAUUUGGAUUUCCAAACAAAACGGAAACUUAGGAGUAUCCACAAAAAGCUCGAAUGUCAUUGCAAUGUCAUCGCCAUCAAUAUAGGAUCAUCUGUUAAAGUUGCGCUUUUUGAUAAGACAUCAAGAACUUUUGAUGUCAUUCUGAAUCAGGAGUCUGCUCGAAAGACACCCUUUUGUGUUGCCGUUUCUAACUCAGGAAAAGAGCUCCAAUUUGGAUCUUCUGCAAAAGCAUCGGACAUGUCUGUUUUUUGUGAUUUCCAAAUACUCUUGGGAUGCUCAUUGGAUGAAGAGCGUGAGCAAGUGGAGUUUUUUAAAAACCUGAAUCCUCGAACUGUUUUUGAAAAAAACAAAGGCCAUGAAGCCGGCAUUUCUUUUGUAAUGAAGAAUGACAAAAUACCUUCAUUUCCUGUCGAAGAGCUCACGGCACUGUUUUUUGCCCACAUCAAGGGCCUAGCUAAUGCGACAGAUUGUAUCAUUGCGGCCGUGUUGGACGCGGCCGAGCUUGCUGGCCUUAAUGUGAUAGAAAUCAUCCACGACAUUACUGCCGCUGCUCUUCAAUAUUCGCUUACCGUUCCUUUUGAUGUCUCGUCCCUUGUUCCUGGCGCAGCGAUGCUGGAGAAUCAAGUUUUGUUUAUGGAUUUUGGCCAUACACACACAAGUGUCUCGUUGAUUUUAUAUCAAAGAAAUGGAGCCCCAUCCACAAAAGGAGCUUCUCGGAUCACCCUUUUGAAGACCAAAUCACACUUUGGCAUUGGAGGUGCCUCGAUUGAUUUGGCGAUAAGGGAUUUUUUCUAUGAUAAUUUUUGCAAGCAAAACGCGCUUAAUCUUAUCUUUGAGGAGGGGAAUGUCGAAUUGGUUAGAAUCCGCAAUAUUUUGCUUGAAGAAGCCUCUUUGGCCAAGUUUAAACUGACAGCAGCGAAUUCUGUCGUUAUCUUUAUCGAUUCGCUAUAUGAAGGCCGAUCUUUUCGAUUUAACUUCACAAAGUCUGAUCUUGAGGCCAUUACAAAGGAUUCCUUGGUACCCAGAUUCAUGAAGCCCCUGGAACAGCUGCUUAACGAACUAGGAUAUAAGCCUGCAGCGAAAGAGAAUGAUGACGCUCGUUCUUUUUCCACUGCUAGCUUUUCAACUUUGAUGCUUAUUGGUGGCACAAGCCGUGUACCUUUCAUCCAAGAGACGCUAAAGACGACGUUGGAGUCAUAUUUUGGAAAGGACAAAGUUAAGCUUGGCUAUUCCGUAAAUUCUGACGAGGGUCCAGUGCUUGGUGCCGCAUUGAAGGCUCUACUUUCCGAUAUCAAAUUCAAUGUGAAUACCAUCAAGCUGUUUGAGCGACCAACACUUGAUACCUCUGUCGUGCGUAUUGAUAGCAGCGAUCAAGAGCCUAUCCUCUUGUGGGGAGAAGCAUCCAACACACAAACUAGUUCAAAUCAACUCACCAAAAAGCUUCUGAUAUACAAAAACGAGUCUUUCUCGCUGGGAUUGCUUACAGGCUCUACUCCAAGAAAACCUUGGGCCACCAUCAAUGUGCUCAAUGUUUCUGAAAGUUUUAAUAUGCUUUUGCAGACUCCGCUCAAAGAUGGUCAAAUUUUUGUUGGAAAUCCCCUUGCUUCUAUAAGCUUUUCGCUUCCACUCGCAGGUGCCCGCAACGGAAUGGUUCAAAUUGCCUCGUGCAAUGCUAUUCAGAAGACCAAUUCAACCGUUUCCGCCAACUCUACGACAUCAACAGCCACAUCUUCGUCGGAUCCAAAAAAGACCUCUGCCACGGACACAUCGAUUUCUGUCCCUCUUUCUUUUGAACUCUUAUUUGCUCGACCUCCAUUAUCAGAAUUUAUAAAGAAAGAAAUUUCCGAUCGCAUGCUUGCAUUCGAUACUUUUUCCCUUCUUAAGCGUGCUCACAACAGCGCUCGCAACACGCUCGAAUCCAAUAUUUUUGCACUGCGACCUCUAUUGAGAGAAUGGAAAGAAGCAGGGUCUCCCAACCCAGGGGAAUACUUUCCAGUGGAUGAUUUGCUUGAAGAACUUUAUGAAAAGCUCGAUUAUGGAUAUGAAGUUGAUGAAUCCCAACACGAAUCGAUCGAGAAUGUCAUGAAUGUUCAAAUCAAAGCGUUCAAUGUCGACAGUGCUCGAAUUGAAUCUUUUUUAGCAGAUGGAAAAGCCGCCUUUUCCGAAUACUUGAAGAAAAAAGAGGAAGAAGAGCGUGCCAUUCGUGAAAAGCUUGCGGCAGAAGCUGCUGCUCGCGAGGCUGAAGAGAAGAAAAAGCGAGAGGAAGCGGCUGCGGAGCUUUUAAAAAACCUAAAAGAGCAGCUCGAGAAGAUGAAUUCUUCGGCUAGGAAUUCAGGAGCCCAAACCCCAACUGAUGAUGCCCUUCCAUUUGAUUUAUCUGAUUUUCAUGGCAUGAUCCCUGAAAAUGAUCUUGGACAUCCACAAAAAAAUGAUUCAAAUGCCGAGUCAGUUACGGAAGAGGCUCCACUGUAUGAGGCCCCUUCGAUGGAAGAGGCUCCGCUGUACGAGGCCCCUUCGAUGCAAGAACCUCCACUGUACGAGGCCCCUUCGAUGGAAGAGGCUCCGCUGUACGAGGCCCCUUCAAUGCAAGAACCUUCACUAUACGAGACCCCUUCUUCGGAAACACAUGAGGAUGCCACUGGCCAGCCUAUGCACGACGAAAUGUAG